AGAGCAAAGUGCAGCUCUGCCAUUGCCUGCCAGCUCCAGAUUUGCUGAGCGAGUCCCCUGGAGCCAAGAUGGUGGUGGGACCCCGUGCCAUAUCACAACCAAGCCUGGCAGAAACUGGUGGUUGCUUGGUAACGAGGAAUGUUGCUGUUCCUUUUUCCAGAGGUUUAGCAAACAGCUGAAGCAACAAAUUUGGGGAGCAGCGUAUGGUUUGAAAAGAACAAAUAGUUGUUGAAGAAAAAACAAAGAGUGAGACAACAGUGUUACUUGGAUACAGCAGAAGUCAACACAACAGAAGGAAGGGCUAUGAGGAGAAGUAAAGGCAAAAUGUUCAAGGUUUGGAAGGAUCUGUGUUUUUUAGUGCACCUAGUGGUAAUGCAGUUCCAAUCUGUUUGCUGAUCCAGAAGUAUUUUCAAAAUGCAAAGGAUCCAUAUUUACCCAGAAACUUACUGUACCUUAUUGCCAGUGGGGCUCAACUCAGACUCCUUUAAGCGCUGCCUCUGUUCUGGAAAAUAAUGUCAACCCUUAUAACACCAAAACUUUUGGAAUGGCAAGACCAAAAAUUUUUCAGCAAGAUUCUUGGUUAGAAGAAAUGUUCUAUAAGUUACCUGAAACACCAUGUUAUGGGAUAUCCGACCCUAUGUUUCCUCAGAAGGCUGUCAAAACUUACAAGGCUUAUGUCUACCUAUCUCCACGGUACGCUGUGGAACAAGAAGAGAAAAUAACUGUGGCUGAGUUGUUGUCUGGGAUUGACUCGCUGUGUAGAUCUCGGAAGAAUGACGAAAAAAAGGAGAAAUUUUCCUAUCUCAGCAGAUCCCUGGAUUUACCUAGUUCUUCUCCUGGGCCAGGUGAUAUUCCUGGGUUUCAGAUCACACACAAAGGUAAAGCAUACCGGGACUGGAGAGGAAUGGUUGCACCAAUUCCUGUGAAGGAGGAUGAUCAGAUGAGUCAAAAACAUGUGAGACUGAAGAAGAUAGACUUCCAAACCAAGAAAAAGAAAUGUGCUGCACCGGGUGGUAAACUAGAAAGGAAAAAGUUGAGCGAUAAAUGCCUUUCCCUUCAAACCCAGAAGAAGCUAAAGAAGAAUGUAACUCACCCAGAAAUCUCUGAAGCUGUUUGUGAUAGUAGAAAACAUCCUAGCAAUAGAGAAGAACUUAAAGCAGUCAUUUGCAUUCAAAGAUAUGUGAGAGGGUGGCUUUUACGUAGGGCAUAUAAGAGAGUAAAGCUCAAGUCAGCAAGUCAUGGGCUAUCCUUACUAGCAGCUGUAAAGUGCUACCGUAACAUGAUGGCACGCAUUAAACGUCGAGCUGGUGUUUUGGAUCUGUCUACACCACUUCAUUAUUUUGAAUUAGAGGAGUGGAUGGACAAGAAAAAAUUUUAUGAAGCAAUGUUUUCCAAGAGAGUGUUUGGCCAAAAAAUGGACAGAGGUCAUCUACCUGAAUUUUUUAGAGACUGCGGAUAUUUUAUACCUGCCAGUGGAGUACAGCGGAUCUUUCAGCUGGUCUUUCCAGCUUCUGCUACUGCUGUAAGAAACAUCAAAAAGCAUCAAGCCGUUGAAAUGGCUUUCACAUUGUUUCCUCCUCUUGGUGCAAAAGUGAAGAAUGUAAUUACAGUGCCGCUACCAUGGCUGCACCCUCUCAUGGAUGGAAGAGGUGGGUCCAAGAAAUCAGUAUUUUCUCAUCAAAAGUCAAAAAAGCCUGAUUUUCAAGUGUCAGCUGCAUUAGUGACUUCUUCAAUAAGAGAGCAGAAAGAAACACACCUCUCUGAUCAGAAAUGAUGGUACCUCUGCAUGAAAAGGUGGUGAAGUCUUAAGAAAUCGAACUCCAGAGUUGACACAUUCUCUCAUGGGAAAGAAUAUUGCAUCUGAGAAUAAGCAGGACACAAAACUCCUUCCCGUUGAAGACAUCCUCAACUAGAACAUAAUAAAUGUGAAAAUCCA
Molecule: messenger RNA, 1936 nt
Organism: Gallus gallus (chicken)
Lineage: Eukaryota; Metazoa; Chordata; Aves; Galliformes; Phasianidae
Gene: IQCM
Product: IQ motif containing M
Exons: 11
Coding region: 545-1774 (409 amino acids)
Molecular function (GO): protein binding
Source: RefSeq, a predicted model, not a curated record